This is a messenger RNA of Coturnix japonica (Japanese quail), 3241 nucleotides long. It is a transcript of the gene HMGCLL1, whose product is annotated as 3-hydroxy-3-methylglutaryl-CoA lyase like 1. The record is from RefSeq and is a predicted model, not a curated record. Lineage: Eukaryota; Metazoa; Chordata; Aves; Galliformes; Phasianidae. Gene Ontology annotation, molecular function: hydroxymethylglutaryl-CoA lyase activity. Gene Ontology annotation, cellular component: cytosol; endoplasmic reticulum. Gene Ontology annotation, biological process: ketone body biosynthetic process; L-leucine catabolic process.
AAACACAACCUGCUGCUUUUGAGAGAGCUGUUAAAUGUGAACAAUGUGCUGCUUGCUCUAAGUUUCCACGGCGCAACUGCAUAGCAGACGUGCUGACAAGCACAGGAAGACUUUUGUCGAAGACCUGCUGCCACCUGAACUGCCAACCAGGAAAGGUUUUAUCUGGAAUCAUCGGCACAGCCCCAGGGUCCCCAGCCAGGCCGGCUCGCUGUCAGUCCUUUCUCCUUGCCCAGAGCAGAGCACAGGCCGGGCUCCAUACCCCCAGGAUGUGUGUGCUUGCCGUCGCCCUGCGGCAGAGCGGUUGGCUGUCCCACGUUCGUGCCUCCCGCCCGGUACAGCUGUUGUCCCCGCGUCCCCUCAGAGCUCCCUCCACGCUUUCCCGCAAUGGCAGGCAGCUGUGGAGCCGGACAAGGCACCGCCCGACGCGGGCAGGCAGCGCCCGGUGUGAGCAGCGCUCGGGACGGCGCGGAGGGGCAGGAAUCCCAAGCAUCUGGGCUGCCUGAGUACAUAAAGAUUGUGGAAGUUGGGCCAAGGGAUGGUUUACAAAAUGAAAAGGUGAUGGUCCCAACUGAUACCAAAAUAGAGUUAAUCAACCGACUUUCUAAAACAGGCCUUCCUGCAAUAGAAGUGACCAGUUUCGUUUCAUCCAAAUGGGUGCCUCAGAUGGCGGAUCACAAAGAAGUAAUGAGAGGCAUUGAGCGUCAUCCUGGAGUCCAGUAUCAUGUUCUCACACCUAAUCUUAAAGGUUUUCAUUCAGCUAUUGCAGCAGGGGCUACAGAGGUCUCAGUAUUUGGUGCAGCAUCUGAAUCUUUUAGCAAAAUGAAUAUUAAUUGUUCUAUUGAAGAAAGCAUAGAAAAAUUUGAAGAAGUUGCUAAGUCAGCAAGAAAUAUGAAUAUUCCAGUGCGUGGGUAUGUGUCUUGUGCAUUGGGAUGCCCAUAUGAAGGAGACAUCACACCAACUAAAGUGGCAGAAGUGUCUAAACGGCUGUACAGUAUGGGCUGUUAUGAAAUUUCUUUGGGGGAUACAAUUGGUGUGGGGACUCCUGGAAGUAUGAAAAGAAUGUUGGAAGCUGUUAUGAAGGAAGUCCCUCUGAGUGCCCUUGCUGUUCACUGCCAUGAUACAUAUGGGCAGGCGCUAGCCAACAUCCUCACAGCUAUACAGAUGGGAGUGGCUGUAGUGGAUUCAUCUGUUGCAGGUUUGGGUGGCUGUCCCUAUGCAAAAGGUGCUACUGGAAAUGUGGCGACAGAGGAUGUGAUAUACAUGCUUAAUGGUCUUGGGAUCAAUACAGGAGUCAAUCUUUUUACCGUGAUGGAAGCUGGAAACUUCAUCUGUACAGCUUUGAACAAGAAAACGAACUCAAAGGUUGCACAAGCUUCCUUCAAUACUGGAGCUAUCAAGUAAAUGGAUUUUCUUUGUGGAUUAAUUAUAUUUGUCAUCUACCUUGACCAAGAAUGCAUAUAUCAAAAAAGCAAAUAUAAGAAAACCAUUUCUGCAAAGAACUAAAAUAGAGCCCAGAUAUAACUUUCUGUUAUGGAAAGAGUUUCCUUACUGUGGUGUCUUGUUGAAAAUUGUCUUAUAAGCAUGAAAUAAAAGACUGUCACAGAUAACGCUAUGCUUGGUAAUUAUACAGGUGAGAACACUGUAUAAACAGCAGGCCAUUUUACCAUGCUUUAAAUCAAAUUUUGUUUUUUGUUUUUUUCAGUUGAAUUGGUUGGAUACUGUGGAUACAUAGUUAACUUUUAAUUAAGAUGACUUUUAGAGUAGUACAAAUAUUUGCAGUAGUUUAUGAGAGCCCACAUUGUGUGUGGUCAUUCUCUUAUGUGUUUUAUUUAUCUGAAUCUAUAUUUUUCAUUUGUCAACUCAGUUCUGUUAUGAACACAGAGCCAAAUCUGAAUUCACCGUAAGAAAUUUUUAGCAAUAGCACUUUUGUUAUUGUGUUUUGUAUAACAUCUGUUAAGUAUACGGAUAACUUUAUCUUGUUCCAAGACUUUAUGGUUAAUGGCAGCCUUCCAGAUCCUCCAAAUCUAAUGCAAAUUUUCUUAUUUAUUACAUAUGUUAAAUUUGUUGUAGUUGCUUUUUUUCUUUUUUUUUUUUUUUUUUUUUUGUCAACUGUAUUAGAAACUAAUAACGUGAAGCAAUUAAAAGCCAACAAGAUUUUCACCUGUUAUUCAGGAUAGUAGUGAUAUGACAAAAAUUUUGUCUGUGGUCUCAGUCAACAACAUGACUUUUUCUUCUAUAGUUUGAGUUGACAAUUUCAAUUAAUUUUUGAGGAUAGUACUACCCAUUUGGACUUAUUUACACAGGGAGAAGCACUGAUACUAUUUCUCUGUGCUCUUGUGUUGGUGAUACUUUACUUUUAGAUGACUUAGUUCAGCAAUAUGCUAGUGAACUGCAUUGUCAUACUUAGACCCAUAACUGACAAAUGCAAAGAAAAGCCUUAUAUUUAUAAGCAGUUCAAAUGCUCCAUGAAAAUAUCAUCAAUUUUCAAUCUGAAACAUCAGUACUGUCACUGAUUUUGUGCAGAAUCUUAUCUGUUAUCAGAAUUCUAUGUGCACUUAGCUUUUUUAUACAUUUUUUCUGAAAAAUAAUCUGGUAACGUGGCAGUCCAAAGCCCGGGACUAUGGUCCACACAAUGUGGAAGUUUGGAAAAAGGUAAGAUGAAAGAGUCUGAAAGAUAACAUGUAAAAAAGGAAAAGGCUGAAUCAUAUUUGUUUGGAGCUCAAAUCUGCCAGGUUAACAUUGAAUAUUAGCUUGCCUCUGAAAUUCUGAAGUGAAUUUUUUUUUAAAUAUUUUAGCCACUGCUGGAUUUUAGAAUUGUCACAGCUUAACAAAAUCAAACUUGGCAUGCCAUGUAGCUCAAAGAUAUCAAUUUAAUAUAAUCCUUUUAUCCUUUUAUCUGGUUUAUGCUUUAGUGAUAUUCAAGACCAAUAUAAGCUGUGUUUUUAAAACUCUUCUCCAUAGAGUAAGAAUAAAAAAAUAAACAAAGAAAUAUUUGUAGACAGAAUGUAUCUUGCCUAUCCGGAAUACAGAAUUGCACCCCUCCUUGUGGCAUCCAGUAGGAAGACCUGCAAGUACCCUUAAGGAUAUGGAUUCCAUGAUCUGCUUGAUCUGCUCUGGAUGCAUAGUUGAAUCACCUCAACAAAUGUUCUGUCCUCAUUUUCCUGUGUUUCAGUGGGGUCUUUGUGAUCUAGCAACCAUUAUGGCUCAUCAUGAACUUUAAUAAAACUGCUUCUGGAAUGUC